This is a messenger RNA of Onychostoma macrolepis, 4479 nucleotides long. RefSeq names its product arylacetamide deacetylase-like 4 (gene aadacl4). Gene Ontology annotation, molecular function: carboxylic ester hydrolase activity. The record is from RefSeq and is a predicted model, not a curated record. Bases 577 to 1848 code for a protein of 423 amino acids. NCBI's taxonomy places the organism in Eukaryota, Metazoa, Chordata, Actinopteri, Cypriniformes, Cyprinidae. The transcript has 4 exons. Gene Ontology annotation, cellular component: membrane.
UUGGCUGUGGUGGCUGUGCUUUAAAAUUAAAUUAAUAUAAUCUUAAUUUAAGUGAUGAACAAUUUUGUAAUUCGGACAGUAAUCAGUGUUGAAUAGUACUGUAAGGUAAACCCUGUCUGGUUUAAAUGUUUGGAAAUAAUUAACAGUUGAAAACAUUUGUUAGUAGUAGUCAAUGUAAAUGAAAAUGUGGUCAAAAAUUAAUCAAAUGUAACCAGUUACAUUACUUUAAUAAAGUAACUGAAAUAGUUACACUACUUAUUACAUUUUAAAUAGAGUAACUUGUAAUCUGUAACCUAUUACAUUUCCAAAGUAACCUUCCCAACACUGGCUGACACUAUUUUGUGAACUUUGUACUGUAUUGCAAUUGAAACACCUCUAGUGUAAAAUAAAAUCUGUUUAACUUUGUAGAAGAUUGGCUGAAAAUACAUUAAAAUUUAAAGCUGUCUUCUGUGGAAAAUAAAUAUAUAAAUCAACACUUGGUGUGAAACCAGUAGACCUGGCAACCCUGGCACACCUUAACCUUGUACCUACACUAUAAAGGGGAGGGAACAUAUAUUUGAACAUCUUUUGCUGUGAAUGCAAUACGUUGAACCAGCCAUGCACACUGUAAUCACAAUACUGUUCAUUACAUUUGCAGCUCUUUUUGCUGCUUUUUGUUUAUUGGUAUUUGUCCCAGUGUACUUAGAGCUAAGAAAUGUAAAUAUUCCUGCUGGAGUUGCUAAUCCUUGGAAACUACGCGUGACUCAUUGUGUGUAUGUGGGGAUAAGCGUUGUGGGUCAAAUUCUGGGGCGAUUAGGGCUGUGCCAUCAGAUGAAUUUUAUACGAAGGUUCAGAUGUUGUAUCAUGGCCUGCAAAAGGCCAGUGCCCCCUGGGCUUCGUAUUAAGGACUUGACCUUCAGUGGAGUUCCAGUGAGGGUGUAUGAGCCUACUGCUGCCUCAGGAGAGAAGAAAAGGGGCCUGGUGUACUUUCAUGGUGGCGGAUGGGUGUUUGGCUGCAUUGAUGAUUAUGAUGAAGUGUGUCGGUAUAUUUCACUGGAGAGUGACACCACAGUUGUAUCUGUUGAUUACCGUCUGGCCCCUGAGCACAGGUACCCUGCACACCUAGAUGACUGUGAGGUCGUGACUCGCCACUUCCUGUCAAUAGCAGCAACCGAUUUCGGGGUGGACCCACGCAGGGUGGCAGUUGGUGGGGACAGUGCAGGGGCGAACCUGGCAGCCGCUCUCUGCCAGAGGCUGUCGAAGACACAGGAUGGUCAUCUGCCAUCUCCCUGUGCCCAGGUUCUCAUCUACCCGGCACUACAGAUGGCAGAUUUCCACCUGCCCUCAUACCAGCAGAACCACUCUGUGCCCAUAUUGUUCAGAGGCCGAGUGGUGUUCUAUUUCCUGCAGUACCUCAACGGGAAUACGUCUGUGAGCCAACAGAUUCUGGAAGGCAAGCAUGUUCCUGUCGAGCUAAAACUUCGCUACAAGAAAUGGCUUGAUCCAGAAAAUCUUCCACCUCAGUUUAGAAAGGGAGUAAGAAGUCCGCAGGUUAUCACAAGCCAUGAUGCUGAAGUCUAUCACAUCAUCAAAAGGGGGCUGGAUCCAGAGAUCUCCCCUUUACUAGCCGAUGAUGAUAUUCUUCGCCUCGCGCCUCCCACCUUCAUCCUGACCUGUGAGUUUGAUGUGCUGAGGGAUGAUGGCAUUCUCUUCCUUAAGCGACUGAAGGAUGUAGGAGUGGAAGUCACAUGGGAACAUCUAUCUGAUGGCUUCCAUGGAGUCAUCAGUUUCUUCAACCAGGGCAGGUUGACAUUUCAGUCUUGUCAAAAGGGUAUGGACAGCAUUGUACGAUAUGUAAAGACUCUCUGACUGAGAAGUCGAAAAGAUUUGGCAGAAAGAUUCAGAAUGUGCCCUGUUAGUGUUUUUUUUUUUUUUUUUGUGAAAAAAAAUGGGAAUGAACAAAAAUGCUCCAUAGAAAAAUUUUAAAAGUAACAAACCAAUAAAGAAGAGUUAUAGGGUUGUUAAACUUUCAAGCACACACACACACACACACACGUAUACAUUCAGUGCCUUGCAAAAGUAUUCAUACCCCUUCAUUUUUUAAUGUUGCUGCCUUAUGUUAAACUGCUUUAAAUUACUCCCCCCCCCACACAUCAAUCUACACUCCAUACACCAUAUUGACAAAGCAAAAACAGAAUUGUCACAACUUCGUGAAUUUAUUAAAAAUAAAAAAACUGAAAUACGUACAUUGCAUAAGUAUCCAUACCCUUAACUAAAUGCGACAAGCUUUUCUCAUCAGCAUUUGGCAAUUAUCUGCCAUUCUUCUCCUCACCUCUCAAGCUCUGUCAGGUUGGAUGGGGGCAGAUGCACAUUUUCAGGUUUCUUCAGAAAUAUUUUAUUGGGUUCAAGCUCAGGCUGUGGCUAGAGUGACCAUCAGCUUCUUGUUCACCACUCUAACCAAAGCCCUUCUCCAUCAAUUAAUCAGUUUGGCCAGGAGGCCAGCUCUAGCAAAAGUCCUGGUUGUUUCAAACUUCUUCCAUUAAGAGUAACGGAGACUACAUGCUUCUGUGACCCUUCAAUGAAGCAGAAUUUUUUUCUGAACUCUUUCACAGAUGUGUGGCUUGACGCAAACCUGUUUCUGAGCUCUACAGGCAGUUAUUUUGACCUCAGGGCUUGGUUUUUGCUCUGAUAUGCAUUAUCAGCUGUUAGACCUUUUAUUAAGACGUGUGUGCCUUUCCAAAUCAUGUCCAUUCAAUUGAAUUUGCAACAGGUUAACUUCACUCGAAAUGUAGUAACAUCUACAAGCAAUAUGAAUGCUCCUGAGCUAAAUUUCAACUGACCCAGAUAAGGGUAUGAGUACUUAUGCAACGGAAAAAUUUAAGUUUUUUUUAUUUUUAAUAAAUUUGCAAAGAUGUUAAAAAACAUUUUUUUGCUUUACCGUUAUGGUGUAUGGAGUGUAGAUUGGUGUGGAAAAUAAGUAAUUGAAAGCAGUUUAACAUAAGGCAGCAACAUAACAAAACUGGGGGGGGUUAUUAUUGAAGGGGUAUGAAUACUUUUGCAAGGCGCUGUACAUACAUACACACACACAGUGGUGCUUGAAAGUUUGAACCCUUUAGAAUUUUCUAUAUUUCUACAUAUAUAUAUGACCCAAAAUUAAUCGGAUUUUAAAGCAAAUUCCGAAAGUUUGACAAAUAAAAACCCGAUCAAACAAUUGAGACAAAAAUAUAUACUUUGUCAUUUAUUUUUUAUGGAAAAUGAUACAAUAUUACAAAUCAGUGAGUGACCAAAGUAUGUGAACUGCUAAGAUCUGCAGUUAAUUUGAAGGCGAAGUUAGAGUCCAUCUGCUCAGAGGUAUUUUCUAUCAACAGGAUGUCUAUCAGGUGUCAGUGCAUGAUAUGUGUUAUUUAAAAACAGGGAUAUAUCAAAGUCCGAUCAUGUUUGUGGAAUUGUAUCAUGGCACGGACAAAGGAGAUCUCUGAGGUCCUCAGAAAAAGAGUUGUUGUUGCUCAUCAGGCAUGAUGGGAAACGACUGACUGACCACACAGCUUAAUGCUCAUUGGUUCAGACAAACUGUGAUGCUGCGUUCUCUUCUAAAAUGUUUUAUUUUUUAUCUGAUUUCAUGUGAUUAUGUAUCUAAAUUAUGCAUGAAUAUUUCCAAACACUAUGUAAGUGCGAUCUCUGUGUGAGAUAUGCACUGUAAAAUAUCCAAUUAAUAAAAUGUUGGAAGGGCAAAAAUAUUUAAGUUGAGCUAAUUUUAUUGCUUGGGCUUAGUUGAGAAGACAUAUUAUAUUAAGUCUACACACAUAUAUUUUAAGGGUCAUUCUUCAAUUGGGGUGGCAAAUGAGAGGCAGAAUUUGUAAAAAUGCUUGUUUUUUUUCUAAUAAAAUAUAUUGCUAUGCAUUUAAAAUUAGUUUAAUAUGCUAUAUCCACUAAAAUGAAAGCUUAAGAACAUUUACAUUUUUAAAUAAUUUCAAUCAAACACUGGUGACACAGCCACUUAUGUCUGUCAUUUUGAAAUAACAUUUAUAUAGACUUUAUAUUGCAAGUUACUAUAGGCUCUGUGGUGUUACCAGAAAAGACAGUAACACCACAGACAAAUCAGCCUAAAUUCAGACUUUUCUAAAAUGGAGGCUGCCAUCAUGAUGAUUUCAAGAUUGGGGGACAUUUUGGAAAUAUAAGUAUGUAUUUAUCAAAAUUUUGAUUAAAAUAUGUCAGAUCUGCAUGUUAUCAACAUAAAGUGUGACACGAAAUUAUCAGAAAUGUAGCUAACUUUAAGAAAAUUAAUAAGAAAGACUGUAGUCCCCAUGCAUGCACCCCUCAGAUCAACCAGCACCUGCAGUGACAUUUACACACAGGAAGUAGUCCAAAUAGCAUUCCCCCUUUGCUUAAAGGGGCGACAUCCAUUGUUGUAACACCACAGACAUGAAUUUGGGGGACACAACUUUUUUUCUACAAAAUAUGUAUUUUUUAAAACAAUUUAAUAAAAUUGUACAUGUUAAA